Molecule: messenger RNA, 1780 nt
Organism: Spirodela intermedia
Lineage: Eukaryota; Viridiplantae; Streptophyta; Magnoliopsida; Alismatales; Araceae
Source: the annotation of a GenBank genome assembly
AUGAGGGAGUUCGACCUUGGUGGCAGCGGCUGCCCUAUCAGCCGUCUCUCUCUUGCCCUUUUCGCCGACGUCACCAACAGCAAGUGAGUCCGACUCUUCUCCUUCGCUUCCUUCAUGUCUGCCCAUCUACUGCUUGCCUUGAUGAAGAGCUGCUGCAAGACCCAAAUGAGCUGGGGCUUCUUCUUGUUGGAGCUUUCGAUCUUUAAUGGCAGCCACCAUCUCAUCUCCUUUUUCAGUCAUCUUUGUUGACAACAUUCGGGUCUCUUCUUGCCUCCAGGGACCUGCUGCAGGUGAUGCAGGAUGGUGCCUUGGAACCUGAGGCAGCCUUGCUCAAUGCAUCCCUCGUGGGUUUUUCUCAUCUCUUCCCCUGUCAGCUUUUUAUGUCCAAACAUGGAAAUAAUUCUUUACGAUGAGUCCUCUUGUGAGUGAAAGCAGGUGCCGGAUGUCUUCCCCGUCCUGGCAGCUGCACAGAAGGCAUUGUUGGCGAAGUCAAGGGACUCUCUGACCACACGCACCCUUCACUCAGAGCUGGUGUACAACUAUUCUGGGUCCAAACAUGUGCACACCGGCUCUCUUCUACUUCCUAUUUUUGUGGGCUCUUCCUGUCUUUAGCCCCUGACCGCCAUUUUUGGCUCACUGCUCUUCCAGAUUUCGGAGUCCUUGAAGAGGUGUGGGAUCUCGGAUAGCAGCACGUACGUCCUCGUGGCUAGAUUUGCUGCUUCUACUGAUGAUGUAGGGGAUUACAUAAGUAAAUGGUGGUUUUCCAUUAGCUGAAACUUGCUUGAUUCAUUCUUGAUGAUACCGAUAUUGGGAGGGAUCCUUCAGAUCUAAAAUGUGUUUUUGAAAAAAAUAUGGGACGAAAUAUAUAUCAAACUUAUAGAUCGAAAGGGAUGCCAAAUACUAACGGGUCAGAAGAUAUAACAAAAAAAUGAAUUGAUGGUGCUUAUUGUAGCUUUGAGGUUUGUAGACUACUGGAUCAUAUAAUUAUGAGGGAUUUUCUUCACGGUGUUAUCAUUUGCCUUUUAAGGGCAACAUACAGCAUGUUAGGUUGAUGAAAAACAUUUUGGGUAUCCUCAUAUUGCCAUAUUAAGUAAAAUCCUAAUCUAAGGAAUCAUUCAUGUGAUAUAUUUAUUUUUUCUGUUGCCUAAUGUUUUGUACACACUCUAAGCUCAUGUCAUAAGAGCUGAAUCUUCUUUUCUGUGCUCCACUUGAAUAGCCCCAUGUUAGAAAAAUAAAAAUACUAGUAAUAAGCCUGUGGUCAUUUAUAUAUGCCUGCAUCACUCGUUGCUGGGUAGGUUUGAAUUAAAUGGCGAAAUAAUCUGACAAUCUUCCUCACUGGAUUGUUGGAAGACAUCAUAUUUUGAGUUAUAUGCCGAUAAAAUUGUUUCCUUCCUCCCUAAUCUGCAGGGUUUAGCGGUUUCCUUUUUCUCUGGAAAUAUUUUGCCUCCAUCGUUUUUGCCGAAUAAAUACUUUUUAAAAUAAAGUUAUUGACAGAAGAGGAAAUGAUAUUUGCAUCAGAUGAAAUCGUUGGAGAAGCUCAUUGAUGGCACUCAAGUUGGUCUGGAGGAGUUGGGUAAGAAAGCCAACCUUGCCCAGAUUCAGAAGGUAUCACGGAAUCACUUGCUUGGUUUUAGAUUAAUUAUGUAUUAAAUCCCUACUCUCAUGUGAGCUAAUUGUGCCAUUCGUCUUUCAGCAUUACAAAAUUUCAGCCGCGGAAUUGGCGGUAUCCUCCCUUGAAGAUGCAAUUGUUUGCCGAAUUGCUGCCAGAGAUGCCUUGUGA